AAUAACAUGAGAUUCAAAAACCAUACAGAUAUUUCAGAAUUUCUUCUUGUGGGACUGACAGCAGAUCCAGAACUUCAGAGCCUCAUCUUCAGCUUGUUCCUGGCCAUGUACCUGGUCACCAUUGUGGGAAACCUGCUCAUUCUCUUGGUUGUCAGCUCUGACCCCCACCUACACACCCCCAUGUACUUCUUCCUCUCUAACCUGUCCCUCACUGACAUCUGUAUUAGUACCACCACAAUCCCCAAGAUGCUGGUGAACAUGCAAACACGGGACCAGAGCAUCACUUACGCAGGCUGCUUCAUUCAGAUGACCUUGGCAGUGACUCUAGGAGGUGUGGAAAAUUGUCUCCUUGCUGUAAUGGCCUAUGACCACUUUGUGGCCAUUUGCCAGCCCCUGCAGUAUAGGCUCAUCCUGACCCCAUUCUUCUGUGUUCUACUGGUUGCUUUCUCCAUGCUCCUCAGCACUGGGCAUGCCCUGCUCCACACUCUGAUGGCACUGCGGCUGCUCUUCUGCACAAAUGUGAAAAUCCCACAUUUCUUUUGUGAACUCGCACAGGUCAUCAAGUUCACCUGUUCUGAUAACUAUGUAAAUACUCUUCUGAUCUAUGUAGUAGGAAACAUAUUUUUUGGUGUUCCCAUUGCUGGAAUUAUUUUCUCUUACACUAAGAUUGUCUUCUCUAUUUUAAAGAUGUCAUCCAUUGGGGGAAGAAGGUACAAGGCUUUUUCCACCUGUGGGGCUCAUCUCUCUGUGGUUUUCCUAUUCUACAGCACAGGUUUUGGUGUGUACUUGAGUUCUGCAGUUACUGACUCUACUGCUAAGAAUGCGGUGGCUUCAGUGAUGUACAUUGUGGUUCCUCAGGUGAUGAACCCCUUUAUCUACAGUUGGAGGAACAGGGAGAUGAAGACAGCUCUGAGGCUUCUCAUUACUAGGAAACCAUUUAUAUUAUUGUGUCCUUUUCUUGGAGCCUGA
Molecule: messenger RNA, 969 nt
Organism: Octodon degus (degu)
Lineage: Eukaryota; Metazoa; Chordata; Mammalia; Rodentia; Octodontidae
Product: olfactory receptor 7G1-like
Exons: 1
Coding region: 7-969 (320 amino acids)
Biological process (GO): G protein-coupled receptor signaling pathway
Cellular component (GO): membrane
Molecular function (GO): G protein-coupled receptor activity; olfactory receptor activity
Source: RefSeq, a predicted model, not a curated record